Messenger RNA from Chiloscyllium plagiosum (whitespotted bambooshark), 1809 nucleotides. Lineage: Eukaryota; Metazoa; Chordata; Chondrichthyes; Orectolobiformes; Hemiscylliidae. The record is from RefSeq and is a predicted model, not a curated record.
AUGCUUAUGGAUUCAUUCAACCAAAUGAAAGGAACUCUGACAGACGACAGUGAAGGAGCUGGUGAGACUGGAGAAGGAACUCUGGCAGACGACGGUGAGGCGACUGGGGAGACUGGAGCAGGAAUUCUGACAGACGAUGGUGAGGGAGCUGGUGUGCGUGGAGCGGGAACUCUGACAGACAACGGUGAGGCAACUGGUGAGCCUGGAGCAGGAACUCUGACAGUCGACAGUGAAGGAGCUGGUGAGACUGGAGAAGGAACUCUGACAGACGACAGUGAAGGAGCUGGUGAGACUGGAGAAGGAACUCUGACAGACGACGGUGAGGCAAUUGGUGAGUCUGGAGCAGGAAUUCUGAUAGUCGACUGUGAGGAAGCUGGUGAGACAGGAGAAGGAACUCUGACAGAUGACGGUGAGGGAGCUCGUGAGUCUGGAGCAGAAAUUCUGACAGACGACGGUGAGGAAGCUGGUGAGUCUGGUGCAGGAACUCUAAUAGACGACGGUGAGGCAGCUGAUGAGUUUGGAGCAGGAAUUCUGACAGUCGACGUGAGGCAGCUGGCAGCUGGUAAGCAUGAGGUGGAAACUCUGACAGACGACGGUGAGGCAGCUGGCGAGCGUGGAGCAGGGACUAAGACAGACAACGGUGAGGAAGCUAGUGAGACUGGAGCAGAAACUCUGAUAGACGAUGAUGAGGCAACUGGUGAGCAUGGAGCAGGAACUCAGAAAGACAACGGUGAGGAAGCUGGUGAGUCUGGAGCGGGAACUCUAACAGAUGACGGUGAGGCAGCUGGUCAGUCUGGAGCAGGAACUCUGACAGACAACGGUGAGGAAGCUGGUGGGUCUGGAGUGGGACAUAUGACAGACGAUGGUGAGGCAGCUGUUGAGUCUGGAGCAGGAACACUUACAUACGAUGGUGAGGCAGCUGGUGAGUCGGGAGCAGGAACUCUGACAGACGACGGUGAGGGAUCUGGUGAGUCUGGAGCGGGAACGCUGACAGAGGACAGUGAGGGUGCAGACGACGGUGAGGCAGCUGGUGAGUCUGGAGCGGGAACUCUGACAGACGAUGGUGAGGAAGCUGGUGAGUCUGGAGCAGGAACUCUGACAGAUGACGGUGAGGAGGCUGGUGAGUCUGGAGCAGGAAUUCUGAGAGACGAUGGUGAGGGAGCUGGUCAGUCAGGAGCAGGAACUCUGACAGACGACGGUGAAGCAGCUGGUGAGCGUGGAGCAGGAACUCUGACAAACGACGGUGGGGAAGCUGACGACGCUGAGGCAGCUGGUGAGCGUGGAGCGGGAACUCUGACAGAUGACGUUGAGGAAGCUGGUAAGUCUGGAGCGGGAACUCCGACAGACGAUGGUGAGGAAGCUGGUGAGUCUGGAGCAGGAACUCUGACAGAUGACGGUGAGGAAGCUGGUGAGUCUGGAGCAGGAAUUCUGAGAGACGAUGGUGAGGAAGCUGACGACGGUGAAGCAGCUGGUGAGCGUGGAGCAGGAACUCUGACAAACGACGGUGGGGAAGUUGGUGAGUCUGGUGCAGGAACUCUGACAGAUGACGGUGAGGCAGCUGGUGAGUCUGGAUCCGGAAUUCUGGCAGAUGACGGAGAGGCAACUGGUGAGUCUGGAUCCGGAAUUCUGGCAGAUGACGGUGAGGCAGCUGUUGAGUCUGGAGCAGGAACUCUGACAGAAAACGGUGAGGUAACUAGUGGGUCUGGAGCGGGAAAUAUGACAGACGAUGGUGAAGCAACUGGUGAGGCUGGAGCAGGAACUCUGAGAGACGACGGUGAGGCAGCUUGUGAUCUGGAGCGGGAACUCUGA